ACCAUUCUUGCCAUUCUCCGAUCGUUCCCUUUCCACUCUCUGUUGACAAAAAAGCUUUCCAGAUUUCACGCUUUCAAUUAUUGCUGUGAUAGCAUUAAUGUGGUUCAAUCGAUUUAAAUGAAGUAACCUUUCUCUAACUCAUUCAGAAUUCGGCUAUGUCUUUCACCGCACGUGCUUCAGUUUUAUUCGCCAUUGUUGCUGAUUCGGAUCCACCCGUUUACUCUCAAACUAGAUAUCAGCACAAAGUUGUUAUGGUUGAAGGUAACUGUUUGCUUGUGGGAUAUGGAAGAAGAUAUCAUCUUUGAUUGAUGAAAAGUGGGACAAACUACCAAGUUGUUGUGGUUGAAGGAGCACAAACCCAUGCAGCAGAUUCAGAGAGUUUACCUUUCCCCAAAGCUAUGGUAUCUAAGAGUUUCAAUUAUUGAAGCGCAAGACAUCAUGCCAGGGCACAGAGGGCUAGAAGUGGUGAGGUUCCCUGAGUUUUCAACAAAAAUUCAAGUGGGAAACCAAAUCUGGAAGACUGGAAAUGCUUCUCCUAGUGCCACUCGAAGCUUCUCCAAUCCUUACUGGAACGAGGAGUAUUUGUUUGUGGUUACUGAACCCUUUGAAGAGAAUUUGUUGGUUUCAGUUGAAGAUCAAGUUGGGGCAGAAAGACAAGAGGUUGUAGCCAGCGUGCUUCUUCCAGUGGCGACAAUAGAGAAGCGAACGGACGAAAAACCAGUUAGUUCAAGGUGGUUCAACCUUGACAGCCAAUUAGGUAGUGCAGGUGAUAAUGACAAAUUAGGUACAAGGUUUGUUUCUCGUAUACACAUCCGAAUCUCGUUCGAUGAAGGGUAUGAUGUGCUUGAUGAGGGAACAAUUCAUAGCAGUGAUGUUCAGUCCACUGACAAGAGGCUCUGGAAGCCACACGUUGGUGUCAUUGAGAUGAGAAUCUUGGGUGCCACAGGGCUUAUGCCAAUGAAGAUAGAAGACGGUAGAGAUGUCACUGAUGCCUAUUGUGUGGCUAAGUAUGGGCAAAAAUGGGUUCGAACUCAAACUGUAGUUGGUAGCUUGUCUCCAAAGUGGAAUGAACAAUACACUUGGGAAGUUUAUGAUCCCUGCUCUGUCUUGACUGUUGCGGUUUUUGACGACUGUCUGAUCAAUAAGAACACCACGGACGACACUAGAGUUCGUGAUCAUCCAAUUGGGAAAGUUAGAAUCAGAUUGUCCACACUUGAAACAGAUAGAACUUACACCCACUUGUACCCUCUGAUGACGCUUCUACCAUCUGGGGUCAAGAAAAUGGGUGAGCUUCAAUUGGCUCUGAGGUUUUCAUGUACCAAUGUGGCUAAUGUGCUACUUCAGUACACACGGCCAUUGCUGCCCAGCAUGCAUUAUGUGCAUCCCUUGAGUGUGGAUCAAGUAGACAUGUUGAGGUGCGAGGCGGUAAAUGUAGUGGCAUCAAAGUUGAGUAGAGAAGAGCCACCAUUGAGCAGGGAAGUAGUGGAGUAUAUCAAUAUGCAUGAUUCGCAUACGUGGAGCAUGAGGAGAAGCAAAGCUAGUUUUCGCAGGCUAAUGGGGAUCUUCUCGAGCAUUUCUCGGAUGUUAGAGUGGUUGAAAGCAAUCCAAUAUUGGAAGAAGCCACUGCACUCGGCAGUGUUUCUGAUAAUUUUUCUCACGCUGGUGAUGUUUCCUGAGAUCAUCAUCCCCACCAUUUUGGUGUACAUAGCAUUUAUGGGGCUUUGGAACUUCAGGUAUCGACCCCGGCUCCCUCCUCACGUGGAUCUAAAGCUUUCGGGUGCUUUGGAUGCUCACCCUGAUGAAGUUGAUGAAGAAUUUGAUACCUUCCCUGCAAGUGCCUCUCCUCAUAUUGUUAGGAUGAGGUAUGACAGACUUAGAAGUGUGGCAGGGAAGAUUCAAACAAUAAUAGGAGAUGUGGCAACUCUCGGGGAACGUUUGCAAUUUUUAGUAACUUGGAGAGAUCCACGAGCUACUUUCUUGUUCAUAGUGUUGUGUUUGGUUGCUGCAGUAGUCUUUUAUGUUGUGCCUUUUCGGGUUGUGAUGGCUCUCUUGGGAUUGUACUCAUUGAGGCCACCAAGGUUCAGAAGCAGAAUCCCCUCUCGAGUUGAAAGUUUCUUCAGAAGAUUGCCAGCUAGGGCUGAUAAUAUCUUGUCCACUGGUGAAGGGAAGGAUUAUGUGUACCAGAACCCGCAGGGUUUAUUAAUUGUUGGUAUUUUGGAGAAUCUCCAGCAAUAUACUGUGUAAUUAUGUUCUUCGGCUAGCAAACGUUUCAGUUACUAAAUUUUGUCAUUUUCCACUUUCAAACAGAUAAUUAAUCUUGUCCUGAAAAAAAUUGUUAAGGUCUCAGACUACGUGGUUCUGACCACAUAUUUCAUGAGAAUACAUUUUAUAAUUUAUAAAUAAAAAAGUUUU
Messenger RNA from Abrus precatorius (Indian licorice), 2412 nucleotides. RefSeq names its product FT-interacting protein 7-like. The record is from RefSeq and is a predicted model, not a curated record. The transcript is spliced from 3 exons. The coding region runs from base 361 to 2244 and encodes 627 amino acids. NCBI's taxonomy places the organism in Eukaryota, Viridiplantae, Streptophyta, Magnoliopsida, Fabales, Fabaceae.